Molecule: messenger RNA, 6459 nt
Organism: Xiphophorus hellerii (green swordtail)
Lineage: Eukaryota; Metazoa; Chordata; Actinopteri; Cyprinodontiformes; Poeciliidae
Gene: bmp2b
Product: bone morphogenetic protein 2b
Exons: 3
Coding region: 430-1680 (416 amino acids)
Cellular component (GO): extracellular region
Molecular function (GO): cytokine activity; growth factor activity
Source: RefSeq, a predicted model, not a curated record
AGGCACCAAUCAAUAGAAGCACUGCGGUGCGGCACUCUCCCACUCGCAGCAACAACUUCUAGAGGGCUGACACUUCAGUGCGCUUCUCUCUCUAACUUUCAGCGCCGCUUCUCUUUGACUUCAGCGAGCUCUUCGUCUCUCUAAGAUGUGCAGACGAGAUUCCUUAGACUUUCAUCGAUUAUGCCAAUGAGUUUCCACAUAGACUUAACAUAGACUAUUUCCCCCCCUCCUCUACGUAUAUAACUGAACAAGACCUAACUCAACUCACAGCUGGUGAGAAUAUGUGGCAAUCGGUGAACGGCAUGGGCUGUCUUUGGUCCUCCAAGGAUAAACAGCGUGGAUUAAACACGAAUUAAUGUGGAAUUUAUCGGAGCUCAAAGGUGGAACGACGACCGGACACAGCGCUUUCUCGUCAGGGACUGACUGAUCAUGGUCGCCGUGGUCCGCUCUCUCAUGGUACUGCUGCUCGCUCAGGUGUUGCUGGAAGGUGCUGCGGGACUCAUCCCCGAGGUCGGCCGGAGGAAGUACAGCGAAUCUGGGAAGCAGAGCCCGGAGCGGUCGGAGAGCUUCCUCAACGAGUUCGAGCUUCGGCUUCUCAACAUGUUCGGGUUGGGGCGCAGACCCACCCCCAGCAAGCACGCCGUGGUGCCACAAUACAUGGUGGACCUUUACCACAUGCACUCUGCGAACGGAGACCACAGCACUAAACGACCCAAGAGCAUGGGCAAGCACGCAGAGAGGGCCGCCAGCAAGGCCAACACGAUUAGAAGCUUUCACCAUGAAGAAUCAAUGGAGGCACUGGCCAGCCUGAAAAGCAAAACAACCCAGCAAUUCUACUUCAACCUCACGUCUAUCCCUAAAGAGGAGCUCAUAACCUCUGCAGAGCUCCGCAUUUACAGGGAUCAGGUCAUCGGAGCGGCACCUCCUAAGAACAGCAGCUCUACUAGUGGUGCUCUUGCUGGAGGCCUCCAUCGUAUCAACAUCUACGAGAUCUUCAGAGUACCAAUAGGCACAGAACCUCUGGUCCGUCUGCUAGACACCAGGCUGGUUCAGGACUCUUUGAGCCGCUGGGAGAGUUUUGACGUGAGUCCUGCUGUAUCUGAAUGGACUUCAGGGAAUGGCCCGAAUCAUGGCUUCAUGGUGGAGGUGCUUCAUCCAGAGCAGACAGAGAAGGCUGCAGAGCAUUCCCAGAGAAGAAACAGGCACGUCAGGGUGAGCCGGUCCCUGCACCAGGACCAGGAUUCAUGGCCUCAGGCUCGGCCCCUGCUGGUAACAUAUGGUCACGACGGCCGUGGGGACUCAGUACUCCAUACACGGGGGAAAAGGCAGGCAGCAGUCCGGAAACAACGCAGGAAGCAUCAGCAAAAGGCAAGCUGCAAAAGGCAUACCUUGUACGUAGAUUUCAGCGACGUGCAAUGGAACGAGUGGAUAGUGGCACCCCCAGGCUACCAUGCCUACUACUGCCAUGGGGAAUGCCCCUUUCCAUUACCAGACCACCUUAAUGCAACUAAUCAUGCCAUUGUGCAGACACUUGUCAACUCAGUAAACUCAAACAUCCCCAGAGCCUGUUGUGUGCCCACCGAACUCAGCCCCAUUUCGUUGCUCUACUUGGACGAAUAUGAGAAGGUGAUUCUGAAAAACUACCAGGAUAUGGUGGUGGAGGGCUGUGGCUGCAGAUGAGAAACAGGUUGUGUGGACACAAAGCGUGAGUGAGCAAGAGAGAAAGAGAGAGAGAGAAAGACUAAGUGUUUAAGCUCUACUAUGGACACCCAGUUUCCCAAUGAAGACAUUUAUUUAUAUGAAAGAAACAAAAUAAUAGAGAUAUUGAGGAAGAAGUGAAAGUAUAUACGAAUAUAUUUAUGUCUACAUAAAGUUGGGAAAAAUAAAUGUUUUAAUCAAAGGAAUAUUCCUUUACUGGUUCUGAAAAAGCAUUUCUGUUGUACAUUUUGAAAUGGGUGCAAUACCACAUGAAGUAUAAUGCUCAGAUGUUUAUUUUGUAUUUAUUUCUAUUAUAACCACUUUAUUUGUAAAUAAAUAAUGUGUAUUUAUCAUAAAAAAAACAUGCAAUUAGUCCAGUUUUGUAAGAUCAGCACCAGCUGUGUCUGAGCAAGGGACUAUAAGGUGAAGACAUAAAGAUGGGUUUUAAAUCCUAACACUACACUAAUUGCAACGAAAGCAAUGAAAUAUUUAGGUAAAUGUAAUUAGAAACUAAAAGCAAAGAUCACUAGCGUAACCAGCUGCAGUAUAGUGCAGGAUCACACGACAAUUUACAUGCCCACAAAUGUAAUAGACUCCCAUGGGAGGAUUAUAAAAACAGUCAAGCAUGUUUUUAUACAUUACAUGUCACUGCAAAGAUUCCUGGGAACAAUCUUCCAAGAGCUAGCUCUAGUGUUUAUUCUUCUCCAAACCAAUAUUAUCAGAGGAAAAAAAGUGUAACUGCAGCGCUUCUGUGGAAGCUCUGACAGGGUUUAUUUACAGUACAAUUUAACAUUGAAAGACUGCACACUGUGUUGAGACAGGGACAGCAACAAGAACAAAUGUCACCAGCAUUUUAAUUAAUUUGGAUAAACAUAUACCUGCACCUGUCUAUAUGCGGCACACGCUCAGACAAAUUGCCACCACAAUGUCUGUCUCUCUUCCUUUGACAUGUUUAAAUCAUGAGGUUUUAAUUAGUUUAAGCUUUCAAGGAAAUGUAUUGCUUCCAAAACAACACAACUGAAGCACAUAAGGCGUAGUAACAGCAAGAGACUCAUGUUUUAUAUGAAGUAUCUUACAAUAUAAAUGCUGAAAACUUAUAACGGGCAUUUGAGCUACAUGAAAGAACAAAUAUACAAUCUGAAUGAAAGAGAACGGCUCAGAACUGCUCCAAAUAACAUAGAGGAGAUAUCUUGUGCUGCCAUAACAUCACAUCAGAUAAUAAGAGACAAAAGAGAAACCCAAAAGAGUUUUGCGGAGUAAGAAUGAGUGCGCUGGCUGCUGUGUUUGCAUUAGAAAGGGUUUUGAGGGAUCACAGUGCAGCUCAAAAUACUUUAAAUAGAAUGUUUUAAUGUGAGUGCACGUUGGGACCAUGGAAUGUUGGUUUUCAAUCUCAGACACAUGCAUAUGCUUGCAUGGAAAACCAACGUGGUUGUUUUUUCAAUCAUCUAUUCAAGGAUUUCCUGGUGGGCUUUUUCUCUUCAAAAACAAAUGUGCAUUAAACAAAGAUAUGCUUGUUACUUAUGUGGUAAACAUACAUGAAAACAUUAAGAAGCCGUGGUGCUUCAUAUAAAAGAUGCAGAAACUCAAACAAAAAAAAGUUGCAGUCUAUAUGAGUUCAUGUUUCCUCUGAGUAAUCAUGCCGAUUGAACUACUCCACAUUCUGUCACUUAAAAAUCAUAAGCCUUAAUGUAAUUUAUUUGAUGUGACAGACUAACACAAAGUAGUGCAUUACUGUGAAGUAGAAGGAGAACGAUAAAUGGCUUUCAAAUGUUUUACAAAUAAAGAUCUGAAAAGUGUGCUGUGUGUUUAUAUUUAAAAACUUUGAGCCAUUACUUUGUAGAACCACAGUUACGGCAAUUAAAGCUGCAAACCUUUGGGGUAUGGCCGAACAAAUAUUAAAUAUGUAUAGAUUGUAGUAUUUACCCAAACUUCAGUACUAAAUACCUCAAGUUCAGUCAGAUUAGAUGGAGCAAGCUUGUUAACAUAGACUCUCACUUGGAUUUAGAUCUGAACUUUGAGUGGGCCAUUCUAUCACAUGAAUGUGCUUUCGUCAAAACAUUUCCACUGUAUCUGACUGAAUGUUUAGGGUCAUUAGAAGAUGGAGAGACGGUCACCCAUCAGUUGUAAGCAGUUUCCCUGUCUCUGCUAAAGAAAAGCAUGCUAAUAGCAGGACGCUACCACUAUAUUUUACUGUGGGGAUUUUGUGUUCAGGGUUAUGUACAGUGUCAGUUUUCUGCUUCAAAAAGUAACAUUUUGAUCUAAAGACCUUUCUUAAGUAUAUAUGUUGUAUCAUCUACAUUUGGUGGAGCAUCUACAUAUUUCUUCUUGGCACACUUCUGUUAUCAUCCAUUAACUACAAGGGCAAACAUUAGUUAAUCAGCAGAUUAUCCCAGGGAUGUGGAUCUCAGUAUCUCAUCCACAGUUAACAUGGGCAUAUAGACUGCUUUUCUGAUUAAUCCUCUCCUUGCACAGCUCAUCAUUUUAGGUAAAUAGCCAAGUGUUGUUAGGUUUGUUGAUGUACAAUUUUCAAAAUUUUUUGGAUGAUGCACUGAACAUUACUUCCAGAUAUGUUUAAAGCUUUAGAAUAUUGUUUGACAAGCUAACCCUCCUUUAAACGUGACGCCUUCAUGAGAUUAUGAUAUUGACUUCACUAAUGUUCCUUAAUUAACUUCAGUGACGAUCAUAGAGCAGCUGUAUUAAUACAAACAUCAAAUUACGCACAAAUGGAAUGGAUUAAAUAAUCAGGUCAUUUCUGGAGGAAAUGGGCUGCACUGGUUUUUAGGGGUAUCUGAUUAAAGGAGGCUAAAGACAAAUGAAUGCUAUCAGAUUUUUAUUUGUUAAAAGUGGUGAAAAUCAUGCAUCCUUCUGAUUCCACUUAUGAGCUUCUUUGUUAUUUACUCCAUGUAGUCCUACUAAAAUUCAUUCUUAUUUUUGGUUGUAGUGAGACAAAAUGUGAAAGAGUUCAAUAGGUGUGAAUAAUUUUCUAAGGCACUUUGUCAAAGCAUGUAACUGUUUAAUUUAUUAUCUUAACAUUCAAACUCAGACUCUUCAACUUCAAUUUUUUUUGCACUUGUUUUUGUUCUGUCCUCCUUCUCCACCCCCUCUUGAUCCCAUCUGGUGUCAAUUUUUUCUUUGUAGAUCCCACCAUACCACAACACUGCACAUGAGCUACACAUACAUCCCCCAGUAGCUGCCCUAUUUUAAUAGACUUUAGGAGGAAGUCACUUUGUUGGCACAUUUACUAAAAAAUCAACACAGAAAAUCUAAACUCCACAACAGUUCCUGCCACAAAUUCCAGCAGUAAUGGCAAGAGUGGGAUGUGGGGAUUUUUUGGAGUUAAAAAAAGUGUUAGAUUUAGUGGCUUUAUAGUUCAAGUCCAUAAAGCUUUCAUUGGGUUGGGUGGAAAUACUGCUCCCAGAGUGGGCGACACAUGGGCAGCACUCCCAAAACCCUACUUCUGCACCCCAUCCCAGCUGAACUGAGUUUCAGUUGUACUAAAACUUGACCACUGUUUCACCACCUACUGGGGUUUCUCGUUUUGGAGCCCUGUUAGUAUCAGAAAGCUCCUAGGGGACCACUUCUAAACUUUUCACUAAGAAGAAGGGAUCAGGGGUCAAAGUAAUAAGGACCAAUUAUCUCCGCCCAUUCUGACUGACUUCCAGGCUCAUCACGUCAUCAUGGUCUAGUGGCUUUGAGUGUGGUCAGCCACUGGAUGGAACUGAGGAUGUGUUUGUUUUUUUACAAUCCAUUCGUUUUAUCCUACUUAGAAACAAUCUUUAUUUUAGCACCAUUUCACCAGAGAUGAUGAUUCAAGAUUGAGCUAAAAAACACAGCUGUUAGUCUGUGUAUUUAGCAAGCUUCUUUUCACCUGCUGCACAGACGUGGACAAAGGCACUUUUAGAAAACAGAUUUUUUUUUCCUUCCCUCUCCGCGAACAUCUGGCAAAUCAGUUAUAGGUGUCCUUCACUGUCUUUGUUUACACACAACAGAGUAACCACACAACUGAUGUACAUAACACUAGGAGCUGGGGCCCACUAGCAUGGUAAGACUCAUUCAUUUUGUUUGUUGCACAGCAAACUUCACCAAAACUGUCUGCAGUUACAAACAACCUGAAUCUUAAGGGUUAUAAAAUCAGAUUUCCAGAUUUCUGGCUGGCCCAGAAUUGGAAAAUAUGUGGCUGUGCUGUGCAUCUUUGAUGAAACAGAGGGCUCCUGAGAUUUCAAUGGGCCCUGUGCCAAAGUGGAGGAUGAAAAUUAGGAGAAAUAUAAAGGGCCACUUUAGAGUAUUUUUGCCAACUUGGGAUCUUUUCUUCUUUAUUUGCAGAACACUAAUUUUAGAGGUGGUGUACAUGGUGUUUCUGUAUUCCGAGAACAGCCAGUAAGAUGACGUCCGGCAUAACUAAGGCUGUGGCAUCUGUGUAGCAGCUCUGAACACAUCAAACAAGCAGGCGUCCACAGUUUCUGGAGCAGAGCAAAGAUGGAAAUUACUUUUCCAGAAUGACUGUAUGGUUGAUAGUGCCUUUGCGUUUAUACAAUUGUUGUCCUUCAUUUUUUUCCAAAUCCAUGCUUCUACCAGCAUAUGAGAACUAAAACGCAUCUAUAAGAUCUUUGCAAAAUAUUAAGAAUUUGUAUUUAAUAAAUUAAACAACUUCCUAAUUUGAAUUGUAUUCCUAAUUCUUAAUUUUAUUUGCUAACUGCUCAGGCUAGUUAGCAAAUACAUUACCACUGUAUGAUUGUUAGUAAUAAACCUGAGUGCAAACUA